AUGAUUACUCCUGGUUUUGUAGAUCCUCACACCCAUAUAUUCCCACCCAAGGAUAGAUCGAAUGAAUUUACAAUGAGAGUGAAUAAGACUUACUAAGAGAUAGCAGCAGCCGGAGGAGGAAUCUUAUCAUCAGUUAGAGCUUGCCGAGAAGCUACUCUUGAAUAGAUUUAUGAAAGAAAUAAGCAGUCAGUAUAGAGAUUUAUAUUGAAUGGCACAACUACUGUUGAAAUUAAGAGUGGUUAUGGUCUAGACACUGAAAAUGAAAUCAAACUGCUUUAAGUUAUUCAAAGACUAAAAGAGGAGUAUAAAGAUUAUAUUGAUAUAGUCCCAACCUUCUUAGGAGCUCAUGCCUUCCCUCCUGAAUAUAAGGAGAAAAGGGAUGACUAUGUAGAACUUAUAUGCAAAGAAAUGAUACCUGAAGUGGCAAAGUUGAACAUUGCUGAGUAUUGCGAUGUGUUUUGUGAAAAUGGCUAUUUCUCUGCUGAAUAAGCUGAGAGAUUAUUACUAGUUGCUAGAGAUCAUGGGAUGAAUCUAAGACUUCAUGCUGAUGAAUUCGAAGAUUCGAGAGCAGCUGAAUUAGCAGGUAAACUGAAAGCUCACUCAGCAGAUCACUUAAUGGCGAUAUCAGAUGCUGGUAUAAUGGCAUUAGCCUAAAAUGGAGUGGUUGCUACCAUGCUACCAGGCACUACAAUAUAUUUGGGUAAAAACUCGUUUGCCCCUGCAAGAAAACUAAUAAAUGCAGGAUGCAGAGUUGCUUUGGCCUCAGAUCAUAAUCCUGGCUCGUCUGUCUUCAACUGUCAACCGAUGAUGAUGAAUUUCGCUAUGACUUAUGGAAAAAUGCUAGUAGAAGAAGCUUUCUAAGGAAUUACUAGAAAUUCUGCUAUUGCCCUAGGUAGACACAAUGUAGGAAUCAUUGAUGAAGGAGCGGAAGCCGAUUUAUUAGUGUGGAAUGGAAUUGAUAGCUUAGCAUAGAUUCCCUACUACCACUACGAGUGUUCUUAAUUCAUCUCACAUACUAUUAAGAGGGGAAGCAUGUAUCAGAAGUUGGCAGAGGAAAUAACUCAAAGAGUUAAAUUCGAUUCUUAAAACAGAAUAGCCAAUAUUCCAGAGCGACCACCUCUCGAGCCUCAAUUCGAUCAUGCUCCUAAAAGACAGCACACCUUGACUGAAAAUUAAAAGGAAUUGGCAAUCAAGAAUCAUCUCAAAUAUUUCACUAAAGAUCUCCACCCCCAGUUAAGUGAGAUUUUCAAAAAUGAACUUGAAGACUAUGGUCAUAUCUAUAUGUUCAACUACAUGCCUAAAGCCCACCUUGAAGCAAUGCCGUUUGAGUACAUCCCAGGCAAAACAAAGGAAGCCAGAGCGAUGAUUCAUAUGAUUUUAAAUAACCUAGAUCCAAAAGUUGCUUAGUUUCCUUAAGAACUUAUCACAUAUGGAAGCAAUGGAGCAGUAUUUUCUAACUGGGGAUAGUUCUAGAUCACUCUUAAGUAUUUGCAGUAAAUGAGCGAGAAUCAGUGUCUUCAUAUGAACAGUGGUCACCCUACAGGGCUUUGGCCUAAGCUUUCAAAGUCUUCUCCAAGUGCAGUAAUCUCGAAUGGAAUGAUGAUACCCAUCUUUUCUGAUAUAGAAAAUUUCAAUAAUUUAUAUGCACUAGGAGUUACUAUGUAUGGAUAGAUGACUGCAGGAUCCUGGAUGUACAUAGGUCCACAAGGUAUUAUUCACGGAACUGCAAUUACUGUAGCAUAAGCAUCUAAAUUGUAAAAUCCAAGCAAUCCAAGUUUAAAAGGCAAAGUAUUUUUGACAUCAGGACUAGGAGGCAUGUCAGGUGCCUAGCCUAAGGCCACUACUAUUGGAGGAGGUAUCUGUGUAGUUGGUGAAAUUAACGCUAAAGCACUAAAUAAAAGACAUGAAUAAGGAUAUCUAGAUGAGAAAUUCACUGACUUGGACUAACUCAUUGCUAGAGUUAGAGUAGCCAAGCAAAACAAAGAAGCUAUUUCCAUUGGAUAUGCAGGUAAUGUGGUUGAUUUAUGGGAAAAGUUUGCAGACUCAGACGUCGAUGUGGAGCUUGGGUCUGACCAAAGUUCUUUGCACAAUCCUUUCAACGGGGGUUAUUACCCUUAGGGAAUGUCAGUUGAUGAGGCAAAUUAGUUAAUGAUCUCAAAUCCAAAAGUAUUCAAAGAAAAGGUUUAGGAAUCUCUAAGAAGACAAAUAAGCGCGAUUAAUAAAUUGGUGAAAAAGUCAAAUAUGUACUUCUUUGACUACGGUAAUGCAUUCCUUUAUGAAGCAGGUAAAGCUAAUGCUGAUGUUUACUUGGCAGAUGGCACCCCAAGAUACAAAUCCUACAUAGAAGACAUACUCGGGCCAGAAUAUUUUGACUGUGGAUUCGGCCCAUAUAGAUGGGUUUGCACUUCAGGUGAUUAAGAGGAACUUUUUUAUACUGAUUAAAUUGCUCAUAAAGUGCUAGAAGAGCAACUAGCAGUAUCUGAGCCUGAGAUUCAUUAAUAAAUCAUUAGUAAUAUGCUCUGGAUAAAAGAUGCCAAGAAGAAUAAAAUGACUGUUGGCUCUUAGGCUAGAAUUCUAUACUCAGACACUGAUGGAAGAAUAGAAUGCGCAGUAAGAAUGAAUAGAGCAAUAAAGGAAGGAAAGAUUAGAGCACCAAUAGUUAUCGGAAGAGAUCAUCAUGAUGUCUCUGGCACAGAUGCACCCCUUAGAGAAACCUCUAACAUAUAUGAUGGAUCUUCAUUGACUGCUGAUAUGGCAAUUUAAAAUGUUAUUGGUGACGCGAUGAGAGGUGCUACUUGGGUUUCAAUCCAUAAUGGAGGUGGUACUGGCUGGGGCAAAGCAACUAAUGGAGGUUUCGGAAUGGUCUUAGAUGGAUCUGAAGAAGCAGAAUAAAGAGCCAGAUAGAUGCUAUUUUGGGAUGUAUCUAAUGGCUUAACAAGAAGGGCAAGAGCAGGAAAUGCAAAUGCUAUGAGGACCAUUACAAAGCUCUAGAAGAAAUACAGAAUUAAUGAAAACGAUGGGUAUUUCCCAUUCAUCCCCUAACUUUGA
Molecule: messenger RNA, 3048 nt
Organism: Stylonychia lemnae
Lineage: Eukaryota; Ciliophora; Spirotrichea; Sporadotrichida; Oxytrichidae
Source: the annotation of a GenBank genome assembly